Messenger RNA from Didymodactylos carnosus, 918 nucleotides. Lineage: Eukaryota; Metazoa; Rotifera; Eurotatoria; Philodinida; Philodinidae. The record is from the annotation of a GenBank genome assembly.
AUGUCAAAUAAUCAGUUAGAAAAGAAAUUAAUCGUUUAUUCUACAAUGUUUGCAUUUGUUCAACGUAUUCUUGACUGGGUAAAAAGUUUAUUUUGGAAAGAGGAAAUGGAAUUAACAUUGGUUGGAUUACAAAAUUCUGGUAAAACUACAUUUGUGAAUUUAAUUGCGUCUGGUCAAUAUUCUGAAGAUAUGAUACCAACAGUUGGGUUUAAUAUGAGAAAAAUCACAAAAGGCAAUGUAACAAUUAAAAUUUGGGACAUCGGUGGUCAACCACGCUUUCGUUCAAUGUGGGAACGUUAUUGUCGUGGUGUUAAUGCAAUUGUAUUUAUGGUUGAUUCAGCUGAUCAUGAAAAAUUAGAACCAUCGGCACAAGAAUUUCGUAAUUUACUUGAAAAGCCUCAACUACAAGGUAUUCCAGUACUUGUACUUGGAAAUAAACGUGAUUUACCAAAUGCAUUAGAAGUACAAGAUCUUAUUCAAAGACUUGGUUUAUCACCGAUCAAAGAUCGUGAAAUAUGUUGUUAUUCUAUAUCAUGCAAAGAAAAGGAAAAUAUAGAGUUGGAUUUCAUGAGUAAUCAAAAUCAAAAUGCUACUAAAAAAUCGUCUUCUGCUGAUGAUGAGCAGAAGAAAACUGAAAAAUCAUCAUCAUCAAAGCAUCUUCAAGAUGAUCAACAACAACAAAAGGAUAAAAAAUUAGAUUUAACAAGUUUAGAAGAAGAUGAUGAAUUUGAAGAAUUUCCAGUUGAGGAAUGGACACAAGAUGAUUUGGAUGAUGAAGAUACACGUUUGUGGGAAGAGCAUUGGGACGAUAAUGUUAAUGAAGAUGAUUUUUUUCAACAAUUAAAACAGGAAUUAGAAAAAAAAGGUUCAACAAAACCGACUACAACAGCAACGACUGCUGCUACAACAGCGAAAUAG